CUCUUUGCAGCUGCUCUGUAGUUCAAAAUGACCAUGACUGGUCUUCUACUUCAGCUUCUGUUUCCUGUAUCAUAAUUAUUGCUGAGAUGAGCUUCCAACUCAGCUAAUUUUGGAUUCAACGUGUCACUUUGUCUUAGAUCCUGUAGGUUGUUACUUUCUGAUAACCAGCUGUGUUGUUAAAGGCCAUGUCCUCAAAAAUUUCAUUCAUAGAAAUAGUGAGCGAGCAGGAGUAGGCCAUUUGCCCCUUCGAGCCUGCCUCAACUUUAAAUAUGCUCAUUGCUGAUAAUCCAACUCAGUACUUUAUUUCUAUUUUCUGUCUUUAUCCCUUUACCCUUUUCGUCCUAACAACUAUAUGUAACUCCUUGAGCCUAAACAUUCAAUAUUUUCAAUAUCUGGCAGAGAAUUCUGUCAGCUGUCCAUUCUUGAUGAAGAAAUUUAUCUUCAUUUCAGUCCUAAAUGGCCUACCCUAAUCCUUAAAUUACUACACCCAGUACUCCAGGUGUGAUCUCGCCAAUGCCCUAUACUGUUGUCAAAAGGCUUGCCUGCUCCUGUACUCUCAUCAUCUUGCUGUGAAGGCCAACAUACUGUUUGCCUCCUUAACAGUUGCUGCAUCCGCAUGCUUAUUCCAGUGACUGGUGUUCAAAGGCAUCCAUGUUUUGUUACACGUCAGCUUUCCCAAUUUAUUGUUGUUCCGAUAAUUUGCCAUCCUGUCUCAGUUACCAAACUGGGCAACCUCAUUCAUCCUCAUUAUACUUCAUCUUCCAUGCACUUGCACACUCAAUCAACUUGUCCAAAUGUCUGCAUCCUUCUUGUGGCUCACUGUGCCAUCAAGAUUUGUGCUGUCUUCAAUCUUGGAGAUAUUGUGUUUAAUUCCUCCUCCGUGUCAUUACUGUAUAGUAUGAGUAGCUGGGGUGCAGCCACUAGUCUCCGAUAGCCUAAUCUCUCACUGCCUGCUGCCUUUUUGGAAAAAAAAAGACCCAUUUAGUUCUUUGUUUUCGAUCUGCCAACAAUCUCUCCAUCUGCGUCAGUACGCAAGAUCCAAUCCCAUACACUUUAAUUUUACACGCUAGUCUGUUGUGUGGGACUUUAUCAAAAGCCUUCUGAAAGUCCAGCUUGAGUUGUCAUUAAUCUGCAAGAUGAGUUCAGUGCAGUGGGAUUUUCCUUUGGAGCUUUGCUGCCGGCCUAUGGCCUUUGUAGCUCUCACAGGCCUUGAUGUGACUUACAAUGCUGUACAUCGAGCUAUUUGGGAUGCUUUUUGUGCCAACAGACGUGCUGACAGAGUCCCUAUAUCAUUUAAAGUGCUUCCUGGAGAUCAUGAAUACCCGAAAUGCAGACAGAAGAGGACUUCUUAUGAGUGGUAUAUUCCAAAAGGAAUCCUUAAAACUGGCUGGAUGAACAAACAUUUAAACCUUGUUCCUGCUCUGGUGGUGGUCUUCUAUGAACUGGACUGGGAUGACGCUCAGUGGAAAGAGAAGCAAUCCGAAUGUGCCACCAGAGUAGAAAUUGUCAGGCAGAGUUUACAUGGAAGAAACACAAAGGUUGCUGUUGUGCUAAUACAGAAGAAGACUCCCUUACCUCCAGGUGAGGACUUGAUUGCUUCAGAGAGAGCUGCAGCAUUGUGCAAUGCCUGUGACUUGUCAGGAAAGUCGCUGUUUGUGCUACCACACACUGAUCAUCUCGUAGGCUAUAUUAUCAGGUUGGAGAAUGCUUUUUAUGAACAUGCACAAACGUAUUACUAUACAGAGAUUCGAAGGGUAAAAUCUCACAAAGAAUUCUUGAACAAAACAACUCACCAGCUAUUAUUUGUGAGACAUCAGUUCAAAACUGCUUUCUUCAGUGAAUUGAAACAAGAUACACAAAACGCAUUAAAAAAUUACAGAACGGCUUAUAACCUUGUACACGAACUGAGAGCCCAUGAGACCAACAUGCUUGAAAUCAAGACCAUGGCUGGAUUCAUCAACUAUAAGAUUUGUCGCUUAUGUUUCCAACAUAAUGCUCCAUUGGAUGCCAUUGCGCAGUUCCGUAAGCACGUGGAUUUGUGCAAAAAGAAGAUAGGAAGUGCAGACCUAGCAUUUGAGCACACAGCCUGGAUGUCAAAACAAUUUCAAGCAUUUGGAGAUUUGUUUGACGAAGCCAUUAAACUUGGUCUCACAGCAAUUCAGACCCAGAACCCUGGCUUCUAUUACCAACAGGCAGCAUACUAUGCACAAGAACGCAAACAACUGGCAAACCAACUCUGCAAUCAUGACUCUUCUACUGCCUAUCCCAGUCCUGACCCAUUGGAAACUCCUGCUGGAAUGUUGGAUUUUUUUGGCCAAAGACCUUGGAGGCAAAAUCAUCAAAGUAUUGAGCCACCAGAUCCAGAAAAGGAAAAGUUUGGUAUUCUAGCCCUUCAGCUCAAAGAAAGAGAUGUUGAUCAUUCUGAACUGAUAAUUACCCUCCUGAGUAAUGCAGUGGCUCAAUUCAAGAAGUACAAGUGUCCUCGAAUGAAGAGUCAUUUGAUGGUUCAAAUGGGUGAGGAGUAUUAUUAUGCUAAGGACUACAGUAAAGCAUUGAAGUUACUGGAUUACGUGAUGUGUGAUUACCGCAGUGAACGCUGGUGGAAGCUACUUACCUUUAUUCUGACUACAGCACUCAAAUGCGCUUACCUGAUGGGUCAAAUCAAAGAUUACAUCACCUACUCCCUGGAGCUACUUGGGAGGUCUUCCACACUGAAUGAUGAACAAAAAUCUCGCAUAGAAAGGAACUUGAUAAAAGUGUUGAUGAAUGAGAGCCCUGCGCCGGAACCUGAUUGUGACUCCAAGGCCAUAAAGACUGCACUUAAGGUGUGGGCAGAUCGUAUUUCUUUAGCUGGAAGUAAUGUGUUUACUAUUGAGAUGCAAGAUUAUGUACCUUUUGUUGAGUGUAAAGCCCGCUUCCUGGCUCCAAGUUUUCACGUUGAUGACCCUGUGCAACUCCAUGUAUACCUUCGAGCUGAUUGCCCUCAUCCAUUCAGAUUUUCAAAGCUCUGUGUCUGUUUUAAUAAUCAGGAGUAUAACCAACACUGUGUAUUAGAAGAGACCUAUCAAACGUCUGACAUCUUAGAAGCUUCAUCUCAAGGGACUAUGUGCUUAGUCCCUGGUAAAACCAGGCAGUAUGUGUUCAAAUUCGUUGCCAGGACUGAAGAUGUUGGAAAGAAAGUGGAGAUUACUUCUGUAGACCUGGUCCUUGGCAGUGAUAUUGGCAGAUGUGUGAUACUUAACUGGCGAGGUGGAGGAGGAGAUGCUGCAUCUUGCCAAGAGGCCUUGCAGGCCACUCGAUCCUUUAAACGGAGACCCAAGUUGCCUGACAAUGAAGUAUGCUGGGACAGUGUUACGAUACAGGCAAGCACCAUGGUGAUUUCUCGAGUUCCAAGAAUAUCAGUUCAGCUGCGACAUCAGCCCCCUGCCUUGACCAAUGAAAUGUAUUGCUUAGCAGUUACUGUACAAUCACAAGAAGUUACCACUGCAAGAGAUGUCAAGCUCACAGCAGGUUUAAAACCAGGUCAAGAUGCCAACCUUACUCAAACAACCCAUGUCACCCUUGAUGGUACUGAGAUGUGCGAUGAUUCUCAUCCUGCGCUGCUUCCUGAUAUCCCCAUUGGAGACUUGCACCCAGGAGAAAUGGUGGAAAAAGCACUGCACAUCCGAUGUGGACAAGUUGGUUCGAGAAUUUUUUUGGUUCACGUUUCUUAUGUUGUUACUACCAAUGUUGAAGGCAAAGAAAUUGUUUGCAAAUGCCAUAAGGAUGAGACCAUCACCAUUGAAACAGUUGUGCCAUUUGAUGUUACUGCGAAGUUUGUUUCCACAAAAUUUGAACACAUGGAUCGGGUGUUUGCAGAUAUUCCAUUUCUUUUAAUGAUGGACAUUUUGAGUGCCUCUCCGUGGUCACUCACCAUAGUAACCAGCAAACUGGAACUUGUGCAUUCCAUGACUGCUGUUGAUCAGAUGGAGUCACAGCUAGCUCAAGUGGUUUUACAGACAGGAGAAUGUGCCAGUGAGUGCUUCUGCUUGCAGUGUCCGCCAGCACCUACUAACCACAGUGGAGUUGCCUCGGGUCGUUAUAUAAUCUCCUGGAAAAGGACGUCUGCUGCAAAAAGCAUACCUGUUGUCAACACGGUGAUAACGUUGCCCCAUGUGAUUGUGGAGGAAAUUCCGCUGUUUGUUCAUGCAGAGCUUCCAUCGUUUGGUAGAGUUCGUGAAUCACUACCUGUCAAAUAUUGGUUGCAAAAUAGAACCAAGUUGGUGCAGGAUGUGGAGAUUUGUGUGGAACCCAAUGAUGCAUUUAUGUUUUCUGGUCUUAAGCAGGUUCGAUUGCGAAUUCUGCCCGACACGGAGCAAGAGUUAUUAUACAACUUCUAUCCACUCAUGGCUGGUUACCAACAACUGCCAGGUCUUAACAUAAGCUUAUCACGGUUUCCUGCUGUCUCCAACCAGCUAUUGCGCAGAUUUCUUCCCACACACAUUUUUGUAAAGCCACAGGGUCGGCAAGCAAAUGAAGUAAUUGUUGUAGCUGCUUGAUGGAGAAGCUGUCCUGUGAAACAAAAAUCAAGUGGUCGUAAUUCGAAAACAAAUGGAUACUUAUUCACGGAUGUAUAAAAUCAGCUGGCUAUUUGGACUGGAGCUGCAGAAUUUACAACAAUCAUAUUUUUUCAACAGCUGGACAUACAUGUUUUCUUGCAAGUCUCCAGGGAGUCUCAAAAGCUUAACAUUUUUAGAUGUUUAAAUUAGUGUUUUGUAAACAAAAAUAGAUCAAUAAUGCACUAAGAAUUAUUUGCAAAAUUGUUACAUGAUUUCAUUAUGAACUUUGUUAAUGUUCAAAGUGACAUGAUGUUUGUGUUUAGAAUAUAUGCUAUUGUAAAUUUUCCAUUUGUAAUAUGCAGCCUUUAUGGUGUUUGAGAGAAGCUGCUGGAAAAUAUUUCAAUAAAUCAUCUACAAGUGCAAUU
Stegostoma tigrinum is the source of this 4963-nucleotide messenger RNA. It is a transcript of the gene trappc11, whose product is annotated as trafficking protein particle complex subunit 11. NCBI's taxonomy places the organism in Eukaryota, Metazoa, Chordata, Chondrichthyes, Orectolobiformes, Stegostomatidae. The transcript has 30 exons. The record is from RefSeq and is a predicted model, not a curated record. The coding region runs from base 1137 to 4538 and encodes 1133 amino acids.